Messenger RNA from Cyprinus carpio (common carp), 2475 nucleotides. It is a transcript of the gene cdt1, whose product is annotated as chromatin licensing and DNA replication factor 1. Gene Ontology annotation, molecular function: DNA binding; DNA polymerase binding. Gene Ontology annotation, biological process: regulation of DNA-templated DNA replication initiation; mitotic cell cycle; DNA replication preinitiation complex assembly. The record is from RefSeq and is a predicted model, not a curated record. Gene Ontology annotation, cellular component: nucleus. Lineage: Eukaryota; Metazoa; Chordata; Actinopteri; Cypriniformes; Cyprinidae.
AUUUCGCGCGAAAGUUAGUCUAGGAGGAAGACCCUGAGAGGAAACUUCCGGUGGGAUAACAACAAUAACUGCACGCCAUCGAGAAGUGCAGGGACUUUAUUCAAACCGAAAAAUGUCUCAAGCUCGGGUUACCGAUUAUUUUGCGCAGAGUAAGAAAGGUGGCGUCGCUCGGUCUGCACGGUCCAAGGGACAAAAAGUAUCAGCAGAUGCAGCGGUGAUCGCUAAACCAAAGACAGCGUCCGGAUCUACACGCUCUUCACGUGAAACGACGCGCGAUCCCCGCACACCAGAGCCUCAAAAACAUGUCCAGCAGGAGUUCCUCAAAGUCAUCGAUGAGGCUUUAUCGGCACAAACAGAUACCUUGACUGACUUUCGAGAUGUGAGUAACGAGGGCUUAACGGCGAGUCCCAGAACUCCUAAACGGACGGCGGAGUUUGACGUGUGUUCGGUGCUGUUCCCGUCCACAACCGAGCAGCACAGCAGCGCCAAGAAGCGACUGAGGGUCAGCGCGAGCCAGCACCGCAGAGCUUCACCGGAGGAGCGCGCGGUUCAGAAGACCGCGAGGAAGAAGCUCGAUCUCCUCACAAAUGGCCACAAAGAGCAGAGCAUUGAGCCCUUGGCCAACAGCACCUCUCAGGCCCCUCAACAAACCGCCAGCAAAGAGUCUAAAAAUACUGUUGAUCAUAAUGCUAAUAGUUCUCCUGUAAACAAAACGAAUGGAGACGAUAAGCCCAAGCGGACAACCAGGAGCAAGAAAACGUUUACAAGAGAGGAUGUGGCAGCAUUGAAGUCCAAGCUGCAAAGACUGAAAGGACGGUCUGACACCGAGACGAAUCCCUCACCUGCCCCCGUCUCGGGACUAACGGAGCUGAAAGCCAGGCUCGAUGCGGCCCGGGAGAUCUCUGCCAAAGUUCAGCAAAAAAAAGCUGAGCGAGUUGCAGAGGAUGCUAAAGCUACCGAGGCACAGGCUGAGCCCGAAGCAGAGGAAAGAGAGAAGCUCCCAGCUUAUCAGCGUUUCCACACUUUAGCUCAGUAUGUGCUGCCUGGUCUUACCCUGCCCUACCAAUACAAAGUUCUUGCCGAGAUGUUCCGCAGCACGGACACCAUAGUCGGGAUGCUGUUCAACCGCUCCGAGACGGUCACUUUUGCCAAAAUCAAGCAAGGGGUCCAAGAUAUGACGCGCAAACGUUUUGAAGAGAGCCAUCUGGGGCAGAUAAAGGCUGUGUACCCUUCUGCCUAUACUUUUCGUCAGGAGAGAAACAUUCCCUCUUUCAGUGCUACUGCAAAAAGGUCCAGCUAUCAGCUUACAGUGGAGCCGGUCAUUCACGAAGAAUUUAACGGUACUCGUCCAGUGUUGUCGGCCUCUCGUCUUUUGGAAAGAAGGCACAUAUUUCACCAAAAUCUGGUUGAAAUCGUGAAGGGACACCACAAGGUGUUCCUGGCUUCCCUAAACCCUCCCAUUGUCAUUCCUGAUGACAAACUGACCCGCUGGCAUCCCAGAUUCAAUGUGGACGAGGUUCCCAACAUCAAGCCAAGUGAUUUGCCUCAACCACCUCAAACUGAGAAACUGACCUCAGCACAGGAAGUGUUGGACAAAGCUCGUGCUCUCAUGACACCAAAGAUGGAGAAAGCCUUGGCUAACAUGGCCUUGAAAACAGCAGAAACCGCUAAGGAGCCAGAGACCUCCGCUAAAUCUGUUGCCACACCGACAGAAACCCCCAGUGCCCUUAAAGGAGUUUCUCAGUCACUGCUGGAGAGGAUUCGUGCAAAAGAGGCUCAGAAAGUGCAGGCUGCUAUGACACGGAACCCGCAGCAGGAAGAGCGCCUGUCGAUGAUGUCACGGCUGCCGGAGUUGGCCAGGAUCUUGCGAAAUGUAUUUGUAGCAGAGAAAAAGCCAGCCCUCAUCAUGGAGCUCGUCUGCAACCGCAUGAUCGCUAGCUACAGAUCUCCUCUCAGUUCUGAUGAAAUGGAGAAACAUCUUCGUCUGUUGGCUGAGUUGACACCUGCCUGGCUAACAGUGCAUCCAAUCAGGAAGGAUAUGUACCUGAAGCUCAAUAAGACCAUGGAUCUGAACAUUGUGCUGGACAAACUGAACCAAAAGAUGAAGGAAGAGGAGCGUAUCUGAGGAAAUUCAAACGAGACUGUCGAGAGAAUACCAUGUGCAAUACUUUAUUACAGAUUAUGCCUGGAUUUUAACAUUUAGAUGACAUUAUUACUUUUUAAUUUGUUCAGUCUGUUUUGCAUUUUCCAAAACUUUCAAGUCUGGUGGUCACUGUUUUUAACUGCUGUUUCUGUUGUGAUUUUUGCAUCUUAGCACAAUUAUUGUUCAUAAAUGUAGACAUGUAAAAAGUCAUUUGUAUAAAGGCAGUUCAAUGUAGUUCUACACAAGUUUGGCUUCUUUGGUAACUUAAACGGUAAAGUUCAUCGAGUUAAUGUGCAUUGAUUCAUUUACAAUAAACAAGUUCAUGCAAGCAA